AUACUGCAAACUACAAAACGUUUGUCAAAGACUACACAGUGAAAUGGUGGCUACAAUUCUCUUUGUCCUAGGCUGCAUUAGCAGCGCUUCGUUGGUUAAUGCUGGCGCUGCAAAAGCCAACAAAGGCUCUCAAGUCAUGACACAAGCCAACAAAGGCUCUCAAGUCAUGACACAAGCCAACAACGACUCUCAAGUUAUGACUGCCGGCUUCGACUGCGACGAUAAUAUCCAGGGCGGCAGUUGUGUUGCAUCUUGUUGGUACAAUGACUGGCAAACGCGUGAUAACCGUUGCGGCGGUGAUCGCGACAAAUUUAGCUUCAACAACGGAUUCGGACAAUGCUACUGCUGUCGCACACAUCACUUUACGCCCGUUGCAAUGGGACAGACGGAUCAGCCAGAGUCGAAUACCAAUGCAUCGUCCAUUCGUGUUCUCGACGCCUACAACUGCGACUCCUAUCUGACAGUUUCUGAACAAGGCUCUGCAUGUUGGUUCAAUGACUGGCAGCACCGCGACUCCCGAUGCCCCAAUCAAAACGAUAAGUGGAGCUUUGGGACUGUUUACGGGAAGUGCUAUUGCUGCCGACAUCCCUCUAAAUAGUCCAUUUCCCAUGUACAGCUCAUGCGAAUGCUCUUGCAUACGCAAUUUCAUGUACAAUUCACCGCAAACUUUGGGGAGUGGGUUGAAGACGCGUAUCUUGUGCAGAAAAUAAUUAAAUUUUAGCAAUUUAAA
This is a messenger RNA of Paramacrobiotus metropolitanus, 730 nucleotides long. RefSeq lists its product as uncharacterized. The transcript has 2 exons. The record is from RefSeq and is a predicted model, not a curated record. Lineage: Eukaryota; Metazoa; Tardigrada; Eutardigrada; Parachela; Macrobiotidae. Bases 44 to 598 code for a protein of 184 amino acids.